AUGACGUUCAUUUUGGAGGAGAAGAAGGAGAUUUUGAAAAAGAUAAAGAAAAAUGUAAAUGUAAGAAAGAACCAGAACAGCAUAUCUCUGUCGGGCCCGCGGGUGAAGGUUCAAGAGACAGAAAAUGUAAUUAAGAACAUUCUGCACUCACUUCACAGUGAUACUCUGCGUAUUGAGAAACCGGGAGCCAAAAAGUUUUGUAAGGUCAAUGAAGAAGUGCAUGCUACAACCGCAAGGACAAACUUCCAUUGUGUGAUACGUUUAGAGGAGACUGCUGUAGAAAGUAAUCUGUUUUGUAAAUCCCGAUUCCAAAUAACUCUUCCGAAUGGUUUGACCCUCUCUGUAUAUAAAGAUGACCUGUGCCGACACAACGUAGAUGUCAUUGUUAAUGCAGCCAAUGAAGAUCUGAAACAUAUAGGGGGUUUGGCAAAAGCUAUUCUGGAUGCAGCAGGACGUAAAGUCCAAGAUGACUGCGAUCAGAUUAUCAGGAAAGAUGGAAAAUUGUCCACUGGAGAUUCAGUAAUUACUGACGCAGGGAAAUUGCCGUGCAAACAAAUAAUACAUACAGUCGGCCCUCGAUGGGAUGCAAAUUCACGCUCCACAUGUGAACGGCUCCUACGGAGGGCAAUUACCACCAGUUUACAGCUGGCCUCCGAGAAGAGUCACAGUUCAAUAGCAAUUCCCGCCGUCAGUUCUGGUGUUAUUGGAUUUCCCCUAAAGAUAUGUGUUGAAAACAUAGUGGAAGCUAUACGGGACUACGUAGAGACGCCGGGACAACAGAGCACUUUACAGAGAAUCCAUCUUGUAGACAUGAAUGAUGAAACCGUCAAGAUUUUCUCUGAGGUUACAAAGGCCAAAUUUGGUAACCAAACGAAUGCUGUGCCAUCUACAGCAAUGGCACCCCAGCCGGUCACAAGAGCGGCACAGAACCCACCAGAGUCAGUGAAUAGAGGUAAUGACAACACUGUGGUGACCAAGGAAGGACUGAAGAUCAGGCUGCUUCAGAAGAACAUAGAGGACUGUUCGGUAUGUAGAUUCACCAGCAUUUCCUGCUAA
This is a messenger RNA of Staurois parvus, 1056 nucleotides long. Lineage: Eukaryota; Metazoa; Chordata; Amphibia; Anura; Ranidae. The record is from the annotation of a GenBank genome assembly.